This is a messenger RNA of Dicrocoelium dendriticum, 895 nucleotides long. The record is from the annotation of a GenBank genome assembly. NCBI's taxonomy places the organism in Eukaryota, Metazoa, Platyhelminthes, Trematoda, Plagiorchiida, Dicrocoeliidae.
CUACGCGCCUCCUACAUUAUAGUUCUGUUACAUCUAGGUUCCUCUGAUACAACGUUUGCCAUCACGGGUACCACCACGAAUCUUUCAACUCAAUCUCCUUCGGCAUUUUAGACGGACUUGAGAAAUAGGCCUACGUCAGACGCCUGACUUCAUCGGAAAGUUUUCUUCCAUAAUUGUUUGGAUUUACUUACCGAUCUAAAAUCUCUACUCAGCGAGGAAAAUUACUUAAAGCUGCUUGGCCGCUUGCUCGGAGAUGAGGGGCAACGGCAGUUUUUAGACCUAUACCUCCAGGGACACAAAGUAGCCGAUGAUGCACUCAAAGCACUUGAUCGCAUUUUGGGCUCCAAAAUGAACCUGAUAAAUGAAAGGUACAUCUUCUACCGAAUGCAACAGGAGCCAGGUGAAUCUCUGAAUGCUUUUACUACUAGACAUAGUCGUGCAGUGCGGCCUUGCGAUUACUAUUCUAUUCCGCAGCACAAGAUCGAAGAAUGCAUGCUGACGCAACAGUUGGUCUCUGGAGUUGCUGAUUACCGUACACGUGAAAUGUUGCUGCAGAAAGAAUCCCGAACUCUGGCCUGGGAUCGAACCUGCGCUUUGGCCAGAAUGAAUGAGGUUACUUUGCAGGCGGAAGAGUUUUGUGUAACUAAACUGAUUGAGGUGGCAAAGACACAGUCCAUUCAUCCCUUACCGGAAACUAAACCAUCCUGAUACCGCUAUGGUAGCACCUCCCACAAGGCCAACUUCUCUUGUCCAGCCCGCAGUCUCACAUGCAAAAUCUACGGAAAUAUUAGACACUGCUCACUGUUGCCGAUCCCAACGCACAGGACUCCUUUUCCAUCACGACGUAAUCGAUUCAGCCGAGCAACAUGUUUAACCACUCACAGCUGAUGUCAGC